GUGGUUCGAAAAUUUGGAAGAAUUGGCAGAUGCAUAUAAGUGGUCAGACACACAAAAAUUAGUGUUUGCAAGAAAUAAGAUAACCAAAGUAGCAAAACUUUUUAUGUAAACACUAACAACAAAAAAUUACAGUACAUUUAAGGCUGAGAUGCUAACGGAAUUUACACAUACUUAUUCAAGUAUAGAAGUUCACAAUCAACUACGAGAAAGAAAGAAGAAAGACAGUGAAAGCGCCCAUGAAUAUAUUUCACACAUGCGAAACAUCGGUGCAACUGGAUCAGUUGAACAAAAAUUCGUGAUUCAAUAUAUUGUUGACGGAAUCAAAGGAAGGCCAGAAAAUAAAAUGACGUUAUACGCUGCAAAAAAUUAUUUGGAGUUAAAAGAGCAAAUAGAAAUUUACCAACGCAUAAGUAAAAUGAAACCGAUGAAUGAAAAGUACGGGAAAAACAAAGAAGUAAAAAAGGAGCAUUGCUACAAUUGCGGCUCAAAAGAACAUAAACGACGUGAAUGCACAGAAAAGCAAAAAUGUUUUAAAUGUAACAAAUCAGGCCAUAUCGCAAAAAAUUGCUUAGAAACCAAUCUAGGAGCUAAAAGUGUUCAUUGUACUUUAGAGAUGGAAAAAUUAAAAUUGUUGCGAAAUUGUUCAAAAACCUUAUUUGGCUUUGGCAAAAAUGAAAUUCCAGUGCUUGGUGAACUUUGCGUAGCUAUCAAAUGUGGCAGAAAAGAAAAGGAAGUGGUAAUCGUUGUCGUGGAUGUCGAAAACUGUAACAAUUUAUUCGGUUUCGAUUUAUUCGAAGAAUUCGGGUUUGAGAUUCAGCAAAUUUGUAACAUUACUGAAAAUUAG
Teleopsis dalmanni is the source of this 844-nucleotide messenger RNA. RefSeq lists its product as uncharacterized. Gene Ontology annotation, molecular function: nucleic acid binding; zinc ion binding. The coding region runs from base 149 to 844 and encodes 231 amino acids. The record is from RefSeq and is a predicted model, not a curated record. Lineage: Eukaryota; Metazoa; Arthropoda; Insecta; Diptera; Diopsidae. The transcript is spliced from 2 exons.